CGACAGAAAAACACAACCAGGACUUCAAACAAUUGAAAGCAGAGAAGAAAGUACUUGAAAAGGAAUUGAAGAAAGCACAGGAAAAGAUUGAAAACUGCCCUACUGGAAAUAAGAAGAAAGUGGUGAAGCACGUGGAGACCCAGAGCGAGAGAGAGUGGCCCAUAACAGACCUUGACAAAGAAAAAAUCAAACUGCUGCUGGAGGAGCUUUGGCUGUGUAUCGACAGUUCCACGGGGAAAGGCCCCAUCAGCAGAAGGGAGGGCUCUUUAGCCGGUGUUCACAAUCAUCCAGGACCCCGUGGGAAAACAAAAGCGGUGCAGAACCCUCCAAAACCCAAGAGAGCUCGAGGAAAGUGGCCUUCUCGUUGUUCUUCACCAGAAACCUGUACAACGCAAACUUCUUUGACGUCCUUGCAGAUAAAGUUGGACAGCAGGCCUGCCGGGCAUGUUGGCCAGAUGGGAAAUGAGGCCAUGGAAACGUCCGAGGCCCGCACCAACGAUGGCGCGGCUUCCCGAGGCCAGUCUCCAGGUCUCGACAUACGGACAGAGCCAUCAGCAAGCAGCCUCAGUCUUCUCAGCAAGGAGCCAGAAGAAGCUGGUGAAGAUCUGGCAGAGAUUUUGAAGUGGGUUAGGCCCCUUCCUCGCCUCCUGUCUCCCAUACAGUUUUCACCUGCCACUAUCCCAGGCAUGUUAUUUGGAGAACUAACAGAUUCCAGUGAUGAAGAAAUGGACCAGGAGGCUCAAAAAGUUGAAGACAUUUUAGAAAACCAUGAUCAGAGUGCACCAGAUGCUUACACGGCGUCCAGAAAGAACCCAGCAGAACCACUGAGCGAAUAUGACCCUGCUGUUGUAAAUAAUGAACGCAGUGAUCCUUGUGAGUUACCUGGAAGACCAGCAGUCUUAGAGCAUAACAAGUCAGUGCUACGUUCUGACCCUCUGGCAAAAUCAGGACUGCUUAGUAGGACAGGUGCCAAAUUUAAGGGUGGAGAGAAGCAUCUAGAAGGAAACUGUGAGUUUAUGGAAAGGAACCCAGAAAUAGCAUUUCACAGCACAGAAAACGUUGCCAAAAGUACGGCCGCUGUGACAAAAACAGAAAACAAGACUUCUGCGUGUGACUUGAUGUCUGUUGAGUGCCUUCAGGAACAAGAGAAAAUAGUUGAACCAAGACCUUUGCAGGAAGUGGCUACAAGUCGCUUUGAACGAGCGCUAAAUGAGUCUAGUGACGUAAUAAAAGAAGAGAAGAAGGGAGACCUCACGGGAACAGUAGAAGCAUCCGUGUCUCCUCUUAUAGAAGGCGAUCAGCCUGCAACUCAAAACGGUAGCAACCCACAGGAAACUGAAGAGCCUGCCUUAGCUACUGAAAACGCCCUGGUAGCUCCUGACAGAGAUGGCCCCAGUAAUGUGUUCAGAGUGGCAGUGACGAAAGAGGGCUCCGAGGACAUCCAAGUGGAAUCUGAUUUGGGAAGAGCAGGACCUCUUUCCGAACAUACAGCCUCUGAGCAAAACAGCGCAGAAGAGCCGUGUGCGUGGCGUAAUGGUGAACCAGAGUCCACAGACAGAGGAACAAAUCUUGGCAGUUUUAGAUGUCAUUCUGAAACAGAUGGUCACAUCGAUCGGGUCCAGCACGAGCAUGCUGAUGCUGCGCUCAUGCCGGCCGUGGGAAAAGAUGUUUGUGCCUCUGGCGUAUCCAUCAAGAGGCACUGGGCAGAAGAAAAUGGCAGCAACAUAGAUGGAUGUUGCAAAGGUAGCGAGCAUGGCACAAAUGAAAAGGCUGAACUGAGCAGUGCUGAUGCUUUGAGACCAAAGCGUAAUAAUACACAGGCAGCCAAUGGAUGGGAGAAUUCACUGUGUGGCUCCAGUGAAAUGGUUCAGACCAGGAAUGAAUGCAGCACUGCACCUUCUGCUUCUAAAAACGAAGAGGGCGAUCAGCUAAAAACGGAAGUUGAAAGUAUUGUAAGCAAAGAUGGAAUGGCCGGACGCAUCUUAGAGGAAGCGCCAUCACUGGUCCUAACAAAAGGUUGCCUCCAUCUGGAAGACCACCUUGACAGAAAAGAUUCUAGUCGAUCGUUACAAGAGGAGUCAGGCAAUAUGACUGUUCCUGUGUUACCAACCCAAGUGUCUGUCGCCAAAGAUGGUUUGUCGCAACCUGAGGAACCUGUGCGAACGAACCAGGCAGCCCCUGAAUUGGAGUACGUCACGAGAAAUGCGCCAGAACUGGAGCCGUUUGACAAUCCAUAUGAUAAGUUGGAGUCUAUGCCUGUAAAACAUAACAUUUCAAAUAGCAUUCAGUCAUUUGGGGUUACAACGAAGGAUAAAUGUUUGACAUCAGAAAGACUUGGGGAGGGUGGUGGUGAACCUUUGGAAAUCGCCACGGUGGGAACUACAGGGCUGUGUACAGCAGUGGAAUGUGAAAAGGGAACCUCUUCAGGGAUUGUGCUUGAGCGACCUGUGCAGUCCUGUUUGAUAACUGGAAGUUCACCAACUGCUGCACCAUCUCAAGAGAUGACGAUACCGAAUGACAAGUGCAUCUCACCUAAGCCAAGGAAGAGCUCUGCGGAAGACACGGAGAUGAUUGAGUGCUGUGUAACAAAUGAGGCUAUACUGGAAGUGGAUCCUGAUGGAGGUUCAGCCCAGUUGAUGCAAGACGCGUCACAGGCAGAAAAUGCAGCUCCCCAAGCAGUCAGCCCCGUCGUGCUUGCCGUUAGUUUAGAGCCUUCUACAGCAUUGUCUUUUGGCGGAAAGGGCCCAGGUCGUGAUGUGACUGCAAAUGGACAAACUUCUGACCCUUCAUUUAUGGCUCCUUCGACCAGAGCUGAUCACACCGAUCACUGUAAUGACAGAGAACGCUUAAUGGGUAAAGAAGCGGAUGGGGAACAUUCCGCAGAAAGCCGUCACAAUGAUCCAGGUGAGGUAGAAGUCAAAAGAGCUGGGGAACGGUCAGCCAGCUGUGAAACCCGGGCACUGGUUGACGUCAAAGGAUGUUGUGAGGAAAUAAAUAGUAGAGAACUUCUUGAAGCACCCUCUCCAAACAGUGCUAGCGCAGUGCACACUCCUUCAGUCAACUCAGACCUUGUAAGCAAUGACAGGGGGCUUAUUACUACUUCCAGUGAGGUACUAGGGAGUCCCUCGGAAAACUGUACUUUAGGACAGCCUCUUAAUGAAGCCGUGUCUGAAGAAACUGAUAAAACAUUGAGCAGGGAGGCGAGUUCCAGAGAGGCUGACGGGGCUAAGACCCCAGACGAUGCUGUCACGGUGCUGGACGUCUCUGCCUCCAGUUCGUCAGAAGAAGACUAUCCUCUCAGAAAAGUGAAUCCCACGAAGAAGCAUUCAAGGCUCCUGGCAUCCAACGAGGAAGUGGGUACUGUCCAGAAUGACCAGGCAGAUGUACCAGACAACGUGAUCGUUUCUUCCGGCGUGCACGAGCUGUUGCGUCUUGCAGAGGAUGCCUCUCCGAAGGAUGAGCAGGCACACAGCGGUGACUCCUGGGCUGAAGAGGCCCCCGCAGAGAUCGCGGAGCACUCAUAUGCAGCACCGUGGAGCCGUGAAAAGGGCUCCUCGGCACUGGAAGCCUCUGUACCGGACGAGAAGGAAGCGGGUAGAAGUGUUGCUCUGACAAACAGGGCAGAGGCGGAUCACAGGCAACCUGCCUCCGGGAAAUUGUCUGCCAGUGAUCUGGAGGCGAACGGUGGCAUACUUUCGUCUGAGACGGAGCCCAGCAAUACCAGUACGGAGCCCUCCGCGGCAGGCUCAACUUUGAGCGCCAAGCAAGAGAGGGCCUCUGCUGCUUCGGGGCGGAGCUCAAAGACAGCACAACACCAUUUAACAUCCCACCAUCUUGAUGGCGGCACCGGCACGCCCCUUAAGAAAGAAUACCGCACUAAAAAGGAUGCGGAAGCUCUUGCUGCUGUGACCAGCGAGGAUUCCGUACCAGUGGAUUCAGAAAAUCCUGGCACUGAAAAGCAGGAAGUCACUGAAAAGCAGGAAGUCACUGAAAAGCAGGAAGUCACUGAAAAGCAGGAAGUCACUGAAAAUCAGGAAGUCACUGAAAAGCAGGAAGUCACUGAAAAGCAGGUAGUCACUGAAAAGCAGGAAGUCACAUCUCAAAACUCAGAGUUGCUCGUCGAACCUCCCGAACAAGAUGGAGCCGAGCAAGUACACAAACCGGCAGAGUUCAUGAACGUUUCGGCAAAGGCGGGAGCGGGAGGUGGCUGUGUCAAGCUCCUCCCGAGAAUACCCAGCCGCGCAGGGAGGAGGAGAAGUCGGCAGGACUCGCUGGCUGAGACUGUUGUAGCCAACGCAGACACCUCCACACCCGUGAAGCACUUUCCAAAGACCCUCAGGAAAAUUAGGCAAGAGAUGGGGGCCCCCUUGCCCCCCUUGCUCCCGCCUUUGAUAGCUACACCUCCAAGAAGUGCUCAGCCCGUUUCCCCGAUAACGUCCUCCUCGAGCCAGAUUUCUUUGCCGUCCCCUCUGAAUGAACCAAUCUCUCCUCUGUGUGAAACUCCCCUCCCUCCUCUGAUGUCGCCCCUGUCGGAUAAACUGAAACAAAAGCGGCCUGCUGCUCUGCACGCCACUCCGUCGCCCUCUGAGGUGUUGGUUGGUGAGAGGACUUUGUCUUCCCCUCUUCAGUUCUGUGCCGCCACUCCGAAACACGCCCUUCCGGUCCCGGGCCGGUUUCCCCCUUCCGCAGCCGGCAGUGCCGCUCAAGCCGUGCCCCAGGGAAACUCGGUGAAGAUUUUGGACAGUAUGUAUCCCAAGCUGUCUGCCCGAGCCCUAACGCUCAACAUCCUCAAAGGUAACAUUCAGCUCAGUCGGCCGUCUGCCUUAGAGGGCAAAAAUGUCCCGCUGCCCAUCCACCAGAUCAGCGGCUUUAAGGAAAUUGCUUCUUCCUCCACUGCUUUUGUUAAAACCGGGACCACUUCAUUUUCAGAGCCGCUGUCCUCCAGCGUGGGCAAGGCUGGGAAAAGGAUGCCGGCGUCCUCAGCUAUGCCCAAAAGUGCCAAAAGGCUACGGCUAGAUAGCGAGUUGUCGAAACCAGACCCCGGCGAGGAAGAGCUUUCCGUUGGAGAUGCCGAUCCCGGCGCCCAGGGCCCUGCGGGUGAAACGGUCUGUCUUAGCAAUGGGGAUGCCAUUCUGCCAGUGGGCGAUUCCAGCUGGAUUUCGCCAGCGGAAGAAAUGGAUCCCGAUGACAGAGCUGUGACGGUCGCACUGGAGAACAUGUCCGAGUCCUGUUUCGACCUAUUCCCUGUUAUAUAUAGCCGUGUCCAUGUGGGCGGUACAUUAAGCAUCCCAAUAAUGACAGAUGAAGAGAAAGAAGUUGUGUAUGAAUUUGGCAUUGCAAAGAAGAGCUUAGCUGAGCCAGUCUUGCACGCUAUCCUGAAGAAGCUGAAGCAUCAAAAGGCAUCCUUGGAACCCAGUUACAUUCAGUCUCUGUGCAGGGUGUACGUUGGGAUAUGUCGGCAACUGAGGGACCUGGAAAGAGCACGCCUGUUUUGCUACAGUCUGCUCAAAGAAGGUAUGACUUUCCCCAACCUGCCAAGUUAA
Molecule: messenger RNA, 5543 nt
Organism: Gekko japonicus
Lineage: Eukaryota; Metazoa; Chordata; Lepidosauria; Squamata; Gekkonidae
Product: little elongation complex subunit 1-like
Exons: 9
Coding region: 456-5543 (1695 amino acids)
Source: RefSeq, a predicted model, not a curated record